GCAUUUUGACAUGGCACUAGUGCAAAGGCUGUGGGGUUGAAGAUGAUGACUCCCGACUUCAGAAGUCUGCCUAUGUUACGAAACCUUAGAAUAACGAGGCUUGUUUUGGGAUUGACAUUGAGUGCUCUCGCGACGUUUGUUUGGGUGCGCGCAGAUAUGCCCCACUUCUGGCCUAAGCUCCUGGAUGCUGUAACACACGAACCGCAUCCUAUAAUAGAUCAUUUUCCAGCGUUCACACCUAAUGUGGGAUGUUUAAGUCGGUCGCAGCAAUAUAAGUAUAGGAAACAGAAGAAUCACUUCCCGAUCUCAGAGCCUUUGACAAGGGCACUCGUGAAAUACACCCGCAUGCAUUCGCAUUGCCAGUUGACGAAGGUUGGAGAUGUUGACAGCAUGCAAGCAGCAUGCCAAUAUGUAGUGUACUACGAAGGAUAUGAAGGACUUGGCAAUCGACUCCUGUCGUUGGUGACGGCCUUCUCAUAUGCGUUGAUCACCAAUCGAGCCUUAGUCAUCGAUGAAAGACGAGGCCAUCUGGCGCAACUGUUGUGUCAGCCAUUCCAUAACACAAGCUGGCUACUUCCCUCGCAUCUGGCUCUUGCGGUUCAGAAGCGCGCUGUAAAGCUCCAGGAUAUGAUCAACAAUGAGGUCCAGAACGUGACUUCGGUUCACGUCAAUCUGCGGCACGAGCAGACCCUUGGAGAUCGGACAUUUUUCUGCUCGGAGUCGCAGGAACUGCUUCGCAAAGUGACUUGGGUGAUAUGGGAGAGCAAUCAGUACUAUGUGCCGCGCUUGUUCAUGAUCCGGGAGUUUUGGCCGACGUUGCGCCUGUGGUUCCCGAACGUGUCACUGGUGUUCACGCAGCUGGGCAGGAUCCUGAGCGUGCCGAGGAAUGGUGUGUGGGAAACGAUAGAGCGCAUACAACAAGCCGAAAUGGCGUGGGCUAGAGUGCAGGUAGGGAUCCAGGUGCGGCGACACGGCGUUAGCGAUAACGCAAAUUUCUCCGAGACCGUAUACCAGCGAAUCUUGAAAUGCGUGGGAGAGCAUGCGGUGUUGCCCAACCGGACGACAGCAGCGGUGCUAGUCACGUCGCUGCGAAGUGUGUACUGGGAGAAGAUGCGGGAGAGAUGGCAUGGACGAGAUGACGAGGAGGGUGAGGUGAAGUUUGUGAUGGUGAGCGAGGAAAAGGAGGAGCGGUACUCCUACGAUCAAGCGUGCAAGGCCAUGGUGGAAAUCUGGCUGCUGAGCUUCUGCGACAGAUUAGCCACCAGCAGCUGGUCCACUUUUGGGUACGUCGCGCAGGCGCUGGCGGGCAUCCAACCCGUGAUCAUGAACAUCCGGGGGGAGCACCCGGAGCUAGACGAGCAAGCGCAGUGUUGGCGCGGGCAGUCUGUGGAGCCUUGUCUGCACUACCCUUUCAUAUUUCGCGACGAUGACAGUGGAACGGCGUAUUGCAUCAGUCAAGCGAAACCUAAUCUGCUGCCGAAGAGGCCACAGAAGGAGGAGGAGGUGGAGACCAAGCAACAGGAGGAACACUCGGCGUGGAUCGCUAGACACCUGGUUGUGUGUCAAGACGAAACACGAGGUUUGCAACUGGUUUCGUAGCUGGCCCACUCUUCUCGCUCUCUCUCUCCUAAGCAUCUCCGCAUCAUUCCACACAAACUCUUUCAUAUUCUUAGCCUUCGAACCUCGUUAUUUUGAAGUCUUUCUUUCUCCGAAUGAAGUUAUUUCCUUAACUUCUGCGGCCCCUUCUACAUCACCUCACAAUCAAUGUGGGUACACUGUCAUUGUAAUCGGCCACAUUUGCUGUCUCUAUGUGCUGCCGCAGCAGAAUGCAGUACAUGGAGACGCAAGGUAUGUUGCAAUUAUGUGUUGUCGAGAAGCAGUGUGUGUUGAUUUUGACGAAACCUGCAAAACUUUUGGGGAAUGGCUUCCAAAGCCGACACUGCCAUUUUUGAAGGUUGUCCAUUAUGCUAGUGAUUUGAAACCUCUUCAAUUUACUCUGGAUUUACUUUGUGUGGGGAAUAGCUAAAAUGUGAUAUAUGCACAAUGUGGUGCAAGAGGAAGUGUGCACCGUAGGGAUUUUUGAGAACAAUAUACUUGAUCUAUGAUGUGUGUGUGCAUUCAAGCUUUUCCAAUGAGAACACAAGUUUGCAGUAUGAUGAAUCAGUGUGUUCUCCAAUUUUAAGUAAAAUAGUAAAUUGUAGAUUUGGUCAA
Molecule: messenger RNA, 2211 nt
Organism: Physcomitrium patens
Lineage: Eukaryota; Viridiplantae; Streptophyta; Bryopsida; Funariales; Funariaceae
Product: fucosyltransferase 2
Biological process (GO): cell wall biogenesis; xyloglucan biosynthetic process
Cellular component (GO): membrane; Golgi apparatus
Molecular function (GO): galactoside 2-alpha-L-fucosyltransferase activity
Source: RefSeq, a predicted model, not a curated record